Molecule: messenger RNA, 631 nt
Organism: Vitis riparia (riverbank grape)
Lineage: Eukaryota; Viridiplantae; Streptophyta; Magnoliopsida; Vitales; Vitaceae
Exons: 2
Coding region: 1-486 (161 amino acids)
Source: RefSeq, a predicted model, not a curated record
AUGGCUUCUCCACUACAUGUUCAUAUUCUUAGUGCCCACGUUGUCUCUCAUCUUCCUGCUGAUCAUGAUGAAGUGAAGAAACUACUCUUCUAUAAAUUCUCUCCCUCCAAUCCGCCAGCUUCAUCAAUCAGCUUUGAGGAAGGACCAUCAUCAGACAUUUUCUCAACAGUGAAAAUGAAGACGGCGAUCAUUACUGUUUUCGUCAUCAGUUCAAUGUUGUUAUGCCUUCAAGCGGACGCCAGACGGCUUAUGCUCGAGGAGGUGAAGGGGGCCAGAGGCGAAACCGAUGUUAAACCAAGCCUUGUUCCUGCAAAAUCAGGCAUGAAUGGUAAUGGGGUGACUGCUGACCAGGUUAACAGCAACAGCGAAGAAAAGAAUGAGAGCGAUGAAGCUUCUAAUGGUCAAGGAUCGUCGGCUUCCGGCUCAACUCACCAUUUCUACCCUGAUGAGCCCCCUCGUCAAGGACACAAAACUUUAAUUCCAUAAAAUCCAUAUGUUGAAUGUGUUUCUUAGCUGCUGGAACUGUACUAUGUUUUGUGUAUGAUAUGUCACGGGGGUUGGGCCUUUAGGCCACUUUGUUUGUUUGUCAAAAACUAGAUGAAAAUAAAAGCCCCUACUGUGUGUUUUAGUA